GCAAAGCAAACUCAAUGUUGACAGCGAUAUAUUGUUGCUUCGUUUAGUAAUUUUGCUACUUGGGGCGCAAAAUACUCCAACUCUGAUUGUUAUUAUUUGCCAAUCAUAGUGUAAUUGUAUGAAGUAAUUGUACCAAAAAAUGUCCAAAAAUUGAUCGCUGUUGCUGAUUAUUCAAGUGGCUUACUCGCGUAGAAUUGGUGUAUUGAAAUAAACAGCCUUAAAAUUUUGUUCACUAUUGAUUUGCUUCCAUCGAUAGCUAACUUACAAUAAACACACAUAUUUAAACCUCUCUUUUGUAAUCUAGAUAGUAUGAAUGACUCAGAUAGAAAUUCGAGAGACACAGGGUUUAAUAAUAUCUCGAAAGGAAGACUAAAAACUAAAUUAGAAAUCGUGCAAGAGUGGAUAGAAGACGAUCCAAAACUAAACACGACUGAGAGCAUUGAUUUUAUUUUAAAAGACCAAGAUAUCUCACCAAGUUGUUUACCGAUAAAUGACAAGCCUAAUACUAUUGAACCGAAAAUAGAACAAGAUAUAACAUUAAAUUUUUGUUCGAAUCCUGUCGCAUUGGGCAAGUUGGAAGUCCGUAUGUGUAAGCGGAAACUAAAACGGCAAGUAAAUGCUAAAGUCCACAAAAACCUAGCAAAGAAAAAGAAUUGGACCUUGCGGAAAAAUUAUUAUUUGAAAUCAAAAGAACUACAUGCAAAUAGUAAAUCAAAAAAGGGAUUCAAUUUUCAUAACAAGUUUGCAUCUUCUAGCCUUUCAAAUCCUAUACCAAAAUCUUUUGCUCACUUUGAAAGUACAAGAAACAAUCGGAAUAUUACUGAUUUUGUAAGUAAGGAAUUAAAUGUUUCCGAAGUAAGUUUGCCUGAAGGUAAAAUAUACGACAGCUUUACUAAAAAGAAUAAAACGAUAAAAGGAAAAGAUGAUUUUUAUGAACUCGAUCCAUUAUAUUUUUCAAAAGAAACAGACUUCGAUAAAAUAGAUGAAAACGAAACCGUUAUAAAAAUUACAAAGCAAAAUAGCUUCAAUAAAUUGGCGCAAUCAGAGAUUGAAAAUAUAAACUCCCAGACAAUAUUUCUAUAUGAUAUAAAUGAGCCAACUACUUCUAAAGGUAUUCGCCGAACUGCAAUGGAUGUACAAUGCGGUCCCGAUUCUAAUGGUACAAUAACAACUGGUAGAAUGCAUUCAGCAACAACAUCUGUGACUAAAAUACCAAAAUUAUUUUCGAAUGGAGUUAAAAUUGAUGAUUCUUGUAUAAACUUGUCAAAUCAAACAUCGGAUAUGGCAACAUCGCCAGAAACAUUCAGUGAUUUAAAAUCAGUAACAAAAAUUAAAGACAACGGUAUUAGGAUCAAUGAUUCAUGCCACGAUAUGAUAGACCAUUUUAUACAUAAACUGGAAACUACUGAUACCUUUUCAAAGAUUCUUAACCAAAACAUCAAUUAUAAUCAGAGCAAUGCUUCCAAAUUUGAGACUCCUUUAUUAGAAUAUGUUGCGAGCGAUGUGAAAACAAAUGAAUCUGUUGAAAGUUCUGAAUUUUGCAGUAACUUCGGUAGUAAGAUAAAAUCACCAUCAAAAGGAGCAAUGUCGUCUAAGUAUACUAGUGACAUAGAGAUUCGAUCAAAUACAAAUACUGACAUCAGUCAAUGUUUGUCUCCAACUAAUCAAAUAAAAUCAAAGUUGUGUUGUGGUGGAGUAUUCGUCCAUAGUUUUAGAGACAGAGAAGUUUCAGAAGAUGUUUUGUAUCAAGGAGGGUGGCAAGACAUUAGACCGAAAAUAGUUGCAAGAAAGAACCCAAAAAAUAAUUUAACAAUACGAAAAAAAAUUGAGCAACCAAACAGCACAUUACAAAAAUAUCUUAAUGAAAGUCCAACAUUAAGGAAGGGAAAGGCGAAGGAGAAUCAAAAUAUUAAAAACAGCGGUUUAAAUAAUGUUCCAAGACGUGUGGUCCAAAUAAGAAACGCAAAAGCAAGUCAUACAAAGAAGGACCAGCACACAAGACAUUUAUUAAAAAAAAGUAAACUUCCCCCAAUCAAUAAGAAUAUACAAAAUAAAAUGAAAAAUGUCACUAAGGUAUCAUCUAAAAUUGCUCUCAGUUCAACAGUGAACAAAAAUACUUUUAGCUCAUUGUCAAGACCAAUAGACAUUGCAACAACAAAACAUGAGAAAGACUCGAAAAACAUUGAGAGGUAUUUGCCAAAGUAUUUGAAAAGAAAGUUAUUGUCUCUAAAAGAAAAGACAAAUGAUAAGGAGAUUAAGACUUCUAACACAAAAUUAUCAGUUAAAACGAUUGCAAAACUAAAUCAUCCAAAUUCUUUUCAAAAAAGUAUAACUUAUCAAGUCUUUAGAAACCAAGUUGACAAGAAAAAAAAUGUAAGUGGAAAAAGCUCGCCAAACACCAAUGAAUCCAUUAAAACAUCUUCUUUGCGCAGUUGUAGCCCAAAUUCUCAAAGUAGUUCUUGUUCUUCGCCAAAUAGUAUUGCUACAGUACGAGCCAUACAAGUAAGAAAUGAAGACAACCCUGGAAAGUUAUUUGCACAAAAUAAAGAUCCAGUUAUAACAAAUGAUUCUAUAGUAGCAAAUAUAAUAAAUGAUUUAAAAAUACCUCAGCAUUCUAGUCAACAUUUUAAUAAAGAAAAUCUUUCAAUAGCACAGCAGAAUUGUAAAUUAUUAAGUGUACCUAAGAAAAAGGGUUUUACAGGAAAAACUAGUGAAGUCUUUAGAGCACAAAUAAAUGAUGAAAACAAACCCUUGACUUCUAGAGUUUUAUCAAAUAGUCGCAGUCACGCUUCUCGAAACGCAGUAUUGAAUGUAUCUUAUAAUAAAAUAACACAGAAUAGAAUUAAUAACAAGGAAAAUUCUUGUGAUUAUGAUGCUGAAUCAUCACCGCAUAGUACAAUACCAGUCUCGGAUUUGAAUAUUGUCGUAACACCACGGAUAGAAAAAAAUAGUACUGAUAAUAAUUUGUCACUAUCGCCAGUAUGGGAUAAUUCUAAAACGCUUACAUGUAAGACUGAUAUAAAAGAAUUAACAAAAGAAUACACAACUAACAAUAUUGCUCAACCAGAACCAGCAACUAUUAUAAAAGAAAUAUUGACGGGUAGCAGAAAUAUCGAAAGACAACCUAGCAAAGAUACAAUAAGUGAUAAUUUUGCGCAAUCAUCAACGCUGAUAAGUAAUGAAAUGAUUUUAAGUAAUUCAAAAGUAAUAGAACCACAGGAAACACAAAAAAUUGAUGAAAUGGUAAUUGAACCUGGAGAAUUCGGAAACAUCGCAAGUGAAUUUCAACUUGCGCCUGUAAACUCACAUGUUAUAAGUGAAGACAUAUCUUUACAACACUUAGUGGGCGGUGGACUUAGUACUUUAUCCAAAAUAGAUUUUAAUAAUAUUUCUGAUGAAUCCGCAAUAGUUUUAGAAUCAUCAGAUGGAAAUCAUACUGCGAGCUGUAACUUAUCUCAAAGUAGUUUCAUAUCUGCAAAUGUCCAUGAUAACGCACCAAAUGUAAUUGACCUAACAAGUAACGAUUUUAUAACAAAUUGUGCAAAGGAUUCUCAUACUACAAUGUUAGACUCAAAUUCGUUCCAGUCUGUUGGUACAUCGAAGCUUUCUGAAUAUUUUUUGGCUGGAAGCCACAUGAAUGUAGCAAAUCUUGAAUCUCGCUCUGUAAUUGAUUUAUAUGACAGGAAAGAAAACCACGAUACAAUUAAUGUUCACGGUCCCAUAUCAAUGCAGGUAUUUAGUGGACUUUCAAUAGAUGGCGCACCUGUUGCGGGAGAUCAGCCAGAUUUCGUGAACUUAGUAGAUUCUGAAACUGGGAGCUUAUGUGUUGAUGUUGCUAGGCAAACGCCUUCUGAGGAGCUGUUAGUAUCAGGAAGAUCUUCAGAUACCUAUGCUUCUUGCCUGGUUGAAGAUGAGGUGGUUGUUCCGAGUUGGUUAUUUAAUAUGUUGAACCAGCAUGUUUCCAGCGAUGGAGCGGAGACGGAGAGUGACGAGCCGCUUGUAUUGCCGCUGGUAGAACCACUAUUUGAUCUUAAUGGGAACGCUGAUAUGGCGGGAGCUGGGGCUGGCGCUGGUGAUGGAAGAGGAAUACAUAGCGAUCAAUCGAUAGACAGCUCAGGUCGGGGCAGUUCACUCAGCUCUAGCGAUACUUCUACAGACCCUCACGGUGAGGUAGUACUAAUUGGCCCGUCUGCUCUUUUGUCACAUUUUGAGUACGCAGGAGACACGGACACAGCGAAUAUCGAUCGACCUGGUGAAUCAACUGAUACGUCAUUUGAUACUGCUGAAAAUGAUGUUGGCUAUAAUGAGCAUCGUGUGAAUUCUCAUGGAAGAAUCAUGACAAGUGACGUUGACGGUGACGUUAGCUCCCUGGAUACUGACGUUGCGGACUCGGACGCAUAACACGCUAAGUUGCGUUAUUUGUCAUUAUAUAAUAUAGAUUAAUUUUGUGGUGUUAAUUUAAUUUGUCUGUCUUAAAUUAUGAAAAUGUGUUUGCUAAUUAUUGGUAUGUACAUAAAGGUUUGUUGAUUGUUGAUUAAAUUAUUGGUCGUGCUGA
Leptidea sinapis is the source of this 4555-nucleotide messenger RNA. RefSeq lists its product as uncharacterized. The record is from RefSeq and is a predicted model, not a curated record. The coding region runs from base 310 to 4401 and encodes 1363 amino acids. NCBI's taxonomy places the organism in Eukaryota, Metazoa, Arthropoda, Insecta, Lepidoptera, Pieridae. The transcript has 10 exons.